AUGGCGCGAAAUCAGGAGAAAGCGCAGUCGAUGCUCUACCGCUUCCGCGAAGCGCAAGCGAGCUCGCUGGGGCUCACGCCCAAAACCACCCGACGACCGCGUCUCGCCUCAUCGGUAACGUCGCUGAAAGAAUGCGAGAAGUGGCGGGGGGAAGUGAUCCGCGAGAUCUCGCGCAAGGUGGCCAAGAUCCAAGACUUUGGCCUCACGGAUUUCGAGGUGCGCGAUCUGAACGACGAGAUCAACAAGCUGCUGCGCGAAAAGGUGCAUUGGGAAAAGCAGAUCCUCGCGCUCGGUGGUGCCAACUACAUGCGUGCGGUUCCUAGCAUGCUUGGUGGCGAUGCGGGAAUCGGCGGUAGGGGGUACAAGUACUUUGGACGUGCCAAGGAUCUUCCCGGUGUCAAGGAGAUGUUCACCAAAACUAGGGAGCAGGAGGAGAUGGAACAGAGCUGGAAGUCGGACAAGUGGCAACGAUUUCGCAACCUCCCUCCCGCAUACUAUGGAGACGAAGACGAAGACGAUACUGGAUUGUUGGAAGAAGAGGUGCGCAGGGAGGAGGAGGAAUGGACACAGCGGUACUUGCAGAUCAUCCAAGGUCUGCAGCAAGAUCGACGCGACGAUGAGCAGAUGGACAGCGACAUCGAGCGGUCGAAUGGUGGGAUUGAAGUGCCUGCCAUCCCACGACCGACACCACGACCUUUCAGGGAAGAAAUGCACGCCCUCGCAUCGGGCUUCCACCCAGCCACGUCCCAAGACGAUUCGACGAGCGUCGAGGCUGAUUCGGCAUCGGCAGCCAAGCGUCAAAAGGGUUCAGACGGAACACCCCUACCGGCUACAUCCGCUUCGCCACAAGUGGCAUAUAGCAUCUUUGCACCCGAAGACCUUGCGCAUCCCACACUGCCCGACCGCACCGCCGUGGAAAGGAUGAUCCUUAACGCCAAAAAGCGCCAGCUGCGUCAGGAGUACAUUGGCUCCUCAUAG
This is a messenger RNA of Moesziomyces antarcticus, 978 nucleotides long. RefSeq names its product isy1-like splicing factor. Gene Ontology annotation, biological process: mRNA 3'-splice site recognition; generation of catalytic spliceosome for second transesterification step. The record is from RefSeq and is a predicted model, not a curated record. Lineage: Eukaryota; Fungi; Basidiomycota; Ustilaginomycetes; Ustilaginales; Ustilaginaceae. Gene Ontology annotation, cellular component: post-spliceosomal complex; catalytic step 2 spliceosome; post-mRNA release spliceosomal complex. The coding region runs from base 1 to 978 and encodes 325 amino acids. The transcript has a single exon.